Molecule: messenger RNA, 717 nt
Organism: Angiostrongylus costaricensis
Lineage: Eukaryota; Metazoa; Nematoda; Chromadorea; Rhabditida; Metastrongylidae
Source: the annotation of a GenBank genome assembly
AUGAGUAACUUCGAACAGUUCUACGAUGAUAUCAAAGCAACUGAACAAGAGGACUCGACGCUCACUUCACAGCAGCAGCUCGAUCGGCUUCUUCGUCCUGGUUCAACAUAUCUCAACUUGAACCCGUUCGAGGUACUACAAAUUGAUCCUGAUUGUGAUAUAGAAGAAGCUAAGAAGAAGUUCAAGAAAUUGUCUCUACUUAUUCACCCUGAUAAAAAUAUUGACGAUCGGGAUAGGGCUGAUCAGGCUUUCGAUAUUAUAAAAAAGGCAAUAAAGCAAAUUGAAAACCCAAUAGAGCUCAAUCGGUGCAAGGAUUGCUACACCGAAGCUCGCGCUCGACUGUCUAUCGUGAUGUCAGAAAAAAGGAGAAAACUCAAGAAAGAGACCGGGAACACCGAAAUCGAAGAGGAUGAUCCAGCUGUCUAUAAAAAGCAGCUAUGGGUGACUGUCACAAAAGUGUUUGCUGAUCGUGAAAAGAAGAGGAAGAUGCUCGAAGAACGUGCAAAUGAGGAGAAGCGCCGCGCAGCGGAAACUAUUCAACAAGCUGCUGAAAAAAGAAAGCUGGCUGAAGAGUUUGCAAAGAACUAUGAAGAAUCCAGAGAUGAAAGGUCAGGAAGUUGGCGUAAUUUUCAAGCAAAAAAAGCAAAGCGUGAAGAGGGUGGAAAAGUGAUGCGCGGAGCGGCGUUUCGUCCACCAAAACCAAAAUUACAAAAGUGA